Molecule: messenger RNA, 1536 nt
Organism: Ogataea philodendri
Lineage: Eukaryota; Fungi; Ascomycota; Pichiomycetes; Pichiales; Pichiaceae
Exons: 1
Coding region: 1-1536 (511 amino acids)
Molecular function (GO): monoacylglycerol lipase activity
Source: RefSeq, a predicted model, not a curated record
AUGGAAUCGAAAAAUUGUCACCUUGUGGUUCUUUGCCAUGGCCUGUGGGGUGUUUCUGACCAUUUCGCUUAUAUUGAAGCACAGCUGAGAACCUACUCCUCCCUCAACCCUUCUGACGAGCAACUCGUGGUGUACACCACCAAGACUAACGAGAGAUUUAGAACCUACGACGGGAUUGACUUAUGCGGCACCCGUGUCGCUGAGGAGAUCCUUGCAGAGUCGUUGCGGUUGCAGGAACAGGGACUCGCUGUUCGUAGAUUUUCUGUUGUUGGCUAUUCCUUGGGAGGCCUGAUUGCGCGGUAUGCAAUAGGGGUCUUGUACUAUCGCGGUUUUUUCCAAGACAUCGAGCCUGUUAAUUUCACCACCUUUUGUUCGCCGCACGUUGGUGUGCUGACUCCUGGCAGCGGUGUCAGUAUUCGGAUCUUCAAUUGGUUGGUCCCCAUUUUGCUGGGUAAGAGCGGCCACCAGCUGUUUUUGAAGGACUCUUCGGUUCCUUUAUUAAAACUCAUGUCUUUGCCUAAUACGGUGUUCUUCCGUGGACUCGCCCAGUUCAAGAACAUUUCGCUUUACUCCAACAUUCGUUCGGAUAUCAGGACCUCGUGGUGGUGCUCGGGGAUCAGCUAUGUCAAUCCGUUUGACAUUCUGGACAAAAACCCAAACGUUAAAAUCGAUAAGGAUGGAUACAUCCAUUUCGAAAACGGGUCCAAGUUUAGUCUCAAGUUUGUGCCUAAUUACGAGCCCGUCAUCCUGGACGUGGACCAGCCAAUCACCUUCACUGGACUCGUGGACGGCUCGUCCAAGUCCAAUUUGAACCAGAUGGUCCAGGAAGACCUGCCUGACGAUAACGACGCUGACGGUAAUGCAGCCGGGUGCUCCAAAACAGCCAACUUCUUCCAGCGUAAGUUCAAGUGGGCCAUCAUGCUGUUCAAGUUUGGUGUCUACCUGCCAAUGUGGGUCACAUGGUUUGUGCUACACAAUUGGUUGCAAGUGAUCAACUCGACGGUCCGGGUUGUGAAGGAAUCGUCCAAGCUGCACAGUUUGUUGGAGCUGUGUGACGAGCCCGAGCCCGUUUCACGGCCACCUCUUACUAAACGGCUCAGCGAGGCCAGUCUUGACCUAAACCGGUUCGAGUCCGGACUGCACGACCACGGAGACGAGUUCAUCGACUCUGUUUUCGACGCAAUCACUUCCACCAAGGACAUCAACCGAAGUAUCUUUGACAACCGCGAGAACGGUCCGCUAUCUUUGACCACCACCAUCAAGAAGCUCGGCGAGUUCGACCUCGCUACAGAAACCUCAAAGACCCAGGAUGCAGACCGGUAUCGCCAGAUCCUGGCUCCGUUCAAGCUGGAUCUCUCGCCAGAGCAGAAGGACAUCAUCAAGCAUCUCAACACUCUUCCGUGGCAUAAGUACCCUUUGUACAUUACCAAGACGAACGCCACGCACGCGGCCGCCAUCGUUCGCCACGAAGAUCCGGCUUUCGAGGAGGGCAAGGUCGUGGUGCAGCAUUUUGUCCAGCACGUCUUUGAGCACUGA